Messenger RNA from Eucalyptus grandis, 4445 nucleotides. Its product is annotated as DIS3-like exonuclease 2. NCBI's taxonomy places the organism in Eukaryota, Viridiplantae, Streptophyta, Magnoliopsida, Myrtales, Myrtaceae. The record is from RefSeq and is a predicted model, not a curated record. Gene Ontology annotation, cellular component: P-body; exosome (RNase complex). The transcript has 7 exons. Bases 569 to 3901 code for a protein of 1110 amino acids. Gene Ontology annotation, molecular function: RNA binding; 3'-5'-RNA exonuclease activity.
AAGAGCAAAGGCGAAGAGGGAAGACAAAGGAAUCAAACAGUCGGCGCCCAUGUCUUCGCCGACCAUUCAUCACGUCCCUUUCUCCUCCCCCCUUUCUCUCUCUCCUCUCUCCACCGUAUAAACCCUAAUCCUCCCCUACUUCGAUUUCGGUUAUUUAGUCGUUUGCUUUUCUUUUUUUUUUUUUUUUUUUUUGGGGGUUUGGGGGUUCCUCUUGAAUUUUUCUCGGAGGAGAUUCAAAUUUUAAUUUUUUUUCCUUUUUUUCUUCUUCUUUGGUUUUGGUUUCGGUUUCGGUUUCUCGCCGUUUCGUUUCGAUUCUGCUGUCGGGCUCGGAUCGUCUUCCGUUUUUAUAUUUUUUCCCACGAAUCGGAAGAUGUCUGGAUUCCAGUUCCUCUUUUUCCCCGAUCUAAUUCCUUAAGUAGCUUUUCUCUGUUUUCUAUUUAAUCUCACUUUUGAUUUGUUGAAUCUUUUUCUCUCCCCUUUUGUUCGCUUCGAUUUCCGCGGCCGAAUUCGCGACCCCUUUUGCGUCUCGGUUUUCUGGCUGGUUUUUCGGAGGGGGGAGGGGGAGAAAAUGAAGGCUGGUGUGGAGCAGGCGGUAGUCGAGCGGGUUGAGGAUGGGGAUAAGAAGGAGAAGAAGAGCCGGCGCCGAUCGAACCGCCGCUCCAAACAGAACAACUCGAAUUCCGAAGCUGCUUGCAGUUCAGUUAAUGAGUCUCAAGGCGACGUGGGUUUAUCCCUUGCGAAAAGAUCUCCCUCUAACGUUAAAUAUUUGGGAUUAGGCACUUAUCCCUCAGUUGAACAAGAGUCAGCAAAAGCAUCACCUGUCUCGUUCAAUUCCAUGCCGGCAAUGCAUAUAAACGACGAAGCGGAUCAAGAACAAGUGCGGGGGGUGGCAAACUUUCAUUCACUUGCAUCUAACACUGGAGGAAGAACGUCCUCCAAAUCAUUUCCUGACCCAGAUUCAUGUAGAGGGUCAUUUGAGACAUCUUCUAGUAAGGAUUCGAGUCCUUAUCAGACUUUGAGCUGUGAUCAGAGUAAGAUUUCCUCUUCACAUUGGUCUGUGGAGGUUGUUAACGAGGCUCUAGAGAAAGGUGAUCUCUUCAGGGCAUUGUUUCGUGUCAAUGCUCACAAUAGACUAGAGGCCUACUGCAAGAUUGACGGAGUGCAGACGGAUAUUCUUAUAAAUGGUGUUGCUUUGCAGAAUAGAGCUGUGGAAGGUGACAUAGUGGCGAUAAAGAUCGAUCCUUUAACAUCCUGGACCAGGAUGAAAGGGUCAUCUGGGUCUUCCGACAGCUCUGCUACGACAGAAGAUGGUAAUGUCUUCCAGGAGGUCAAUGAGAUUUCUGGCAAUUCUUGCAAAAGCGGACAACGAUUGGAGAUUUAUUCUGAGCUUGAUUAUACUGGAAAUCCUAUCGUCUCUGGGAAUGAUUACGGGGACCUCACUACUUCUGAAAAAUCUGGUCAGGCGAAAUCGAUUGGUCAAGAAAGUAAUCUUAUUAAUGGAUAUAACCCCUCUGCUUCAUAUCAUCCCGAGAGAGGGUCUUCUAGCUGGCAGAAAGAACCUGAGGAUGCAAUAGGGAAGAUCUCUUUUUUGAUCAGUUCUCACCCAUCAAAGAGGCCGACUGGAAGGGUUGUGUUCAUCAUUGAAAAAUCAUCGCGUCGAGACACUGUUGUUGGUUUCCUUAAUGCAAAACAGUGGCUCGCGUUCAAGGAAGGAUUGGGAAAGAAUGUUAAAAGAAAUAAGAAUUCAUCAUUUUUUUCUGAGCAUGAAUUCAUUCAGUUGGUGCCUACAGAUGCAAGAUUUCCUAAGAUGAUGGUCCUGGCAAAAGACUUGCCAGAAGGCAUCAGAAAAAGAUUGAACGAUUUUGACACUACAAUGGUAAUGGAACUGGUUGCUGCCAGAAUUGAGGAUUGGUAUGAGGAGAGUGACUUUCCAUAUGCUCGUGUCCUGCAUGUCUUUGGACGUGGCUGCGAGAUGCAGCCAAAUAUUGAUGCCAUCUUGUUUCAGAAUUCAAUUAAUUGUUCUGAGUUCUCUUCAGAAUCUAUUUCUUGUCUUCCUUGUCUCCCUUGGAAUGUGCCGCCAUUGGAAUUCCAACGUAGAAAAGAUUUGAGAAAUAAAUGCAUAUUUACGAUUGAUCCUUCUACUGCGACCGAUCUUGAUGAUGCCCUCUCAAUUGACAUACUACCAACGGGCACAUAUAGAGUCGGUGUCCACAUUGCUGAUGUGUCAUAUUUUGUACAACCUGACACGACCUUGGAUUUGGAAGCUCAAAGUCGGUCAACAACUGUCUACAUGUUGCGACGGAAGAUAUCAAUGUUGCCACCUUUGCUUUCUGAAAAUUUGGGUUCACUAAAUCCUGGAGUUGAUAGACUUGCAUUUUCAAUUUUCUGGGAUAUCAGCAGUUCCGGGAAUGUUAUUGAUCGUUGGAUUGGUCGUACUGUGAUACAUUCUUGUUGUAAGCUCUCGUAUGAACAAGCUCAGGACAUUAUUGAUGGAAUUGUCGGUCUAGGGACUGCUAAUGCUUCAGAGAAUGGCCUCCUGGAAUUGCAUGGGGAUUUUGAGUGGUCUGAUGUAAUGACAUCCAUAAAAAAUCUUAACGAUAUUUCCAGGAUCUUGAAGGAGAAUCGUCUUAAAGAUGGGGGUUUAGCAUUUGAGAACUCUAAGAUUUCGUAUUCAUUGGAUGAGGAUGGAAUUCCAUACGAGAGCAUUCUUUGUCAAUGGAAAGACUCAAAUUUCCUCAUUGAAGAGUUUAUGCUUUUGGCAAAUAGGACCGCUGCUGAAGUCAUAGCCAGAGCUUUUCCUGAUACUGCAUUAUUGCGAAGGCAUCCUGAACCAAAUAUGCGCAAGCUUCGGGAGUUUGAAGCUUUUUGUUCGAAACAUGGUUUAGCAUUGGAUACUUCUUCUUCCGGUCAGUUUCGGAAGUCAUUGGAGCAAAUCAAGGAAACCCUCAAGGAUGAUUCUAUGCUGUUUGAUAUUCUUAUUUCUUAUGCUACAAAGCCAAUGCAAGUUGCAACUUACUUUUGUACGGGUGAUUUGAAAAACAAUGAGGAUGAAUGGGGUCAUUAUGCACUCGCUCUUCCUCUUUAUACUCACUUUACAUCUCCAUUACGCCGGUAUCCCGAUAUUGUAGUACAUCGCAUGCUUGCUGCUGCUAUAGAAGCUGAAGAGAUGUACCUGAAAAACAGUGCUAAGAACCAGGGAGACGUAGUGACCAGGUGUUUUACAGGCAUUUCUUUUGACAAUGAGGUCACUGAUUCUAGGGAGGGCCAUGAAGCAUUAUCUGCUGCAGCUUUGAAGUAUGGAGUUCCUGGCAGAGAACUUCUGUCUGAUGUGGCUGCCUAUUGUAACGAGAGAAAGCUAGCAAGUAGGCACGUCAAGGAUGCCAUUGAUAAACUAUAUAUGUGGGUUCUUCUAAAGGAAAAGCAGAUAUUAAUAACAGAAGCUAGAGUAUUAGGCCUGGGUCCCAGAUUUAUGUCCCUUUAUAUUCCAACAUUGGCGAUUGAAAGGAGAAUAUACUACGAUGAAGUUGAAGGUCUGUUUGUUGAAUGGCUUGAGACCACGUCUACAUUGGUGCUUAGUCUAUUUGCUUAUAAGUCCUCAGUUAGGAGAGGUUACUUAAAUAAGUUCAGGGCACUUGAAGAUGCUGCACUUGUUGUGAGUUCAUAUGACCAAGAAGCAGACCUCGGUGGGUCUGCUGUGGGUGCCUAUGACUCUGGUGCCACAGAAGUUAAGAAUUUGGACAUUUCGCGACUAAGCUCACAAAGUUCUGAAGUCGGUCCUAUGGUUUUUCCAAUGACAGUGCGACUUCUCUCCACCAUACCUGUUGCGCUUCAUGCAGUGGGUGGGGAUGUUGGACCUAUUGACAUUAGUGCGAGGCUGUAUAUGAGUACCUAUUUGAGGUGAGAAGGUGCUGGUAGCAAUGCUUCUGAAGAAACUCACGGGAGAUGAAUAAUAGCCGGGCUUGGAUGGAUUGGGGAAGUUUAUUGUAUAGAUGAAGCAGUAGAGGAUUGCUUAUAGGCUUUAAGAUGGAAGUUACUAAAGUUGGGAUGUUUAAUGAACUUGGUUAUGUUGACAAGUGUCGUGAGAGGUGCAUGUACAGGUCGAUAUGGCUUUUGGCUUUAGUGGCUGGUUUUUAACAGAAGCUGCUUUGCUGGAACGGGGCCGUAUUUUUGUAGGCCAGUUCCUGACCUGGACUAUAGCUUCAAGCAUCACUCUCUGACUUUGAAGUUCUGGAGCCGGUUUCGAGCUGCACGGGGAAAGUAGACUCUACCCAGGCUGCAACCCAGGAAAUUUUUUGACUUAGGGUGGCCGCCUCUGCUUGUUCCGGUUUCCAAGUGUUGUUUAAAUGUUUACAUUUUGUGGUCGGUUGUCUGUUUGAUGUCGAAUGGUAGCACAUUCCAAUGAAUAACAUGUAUUUUUUUCUUUUAAUGCAAGACCACUUACAAUC